AUGGCGGGUUUGAUCCCAGAGGAGAUGAAGGGCGAUGGAUUGGGAUCGACGUCUGCGGCCGCUGCACAGGGGGCGGGCUCCACGCUGGCUGGGUCGUCGUCGCGGAAAGGGGGGGACGAUUUUAGGGACGAUCCUCAGGAACUGGUGCAGAGCGUUGUUGACGGCUGGAAUAAGCUACGCGGCCUUCUCAGCCAGGCAGAUUCCAGACUCGCCAUUCAAGAUCAGGCGUGGCAAGCGCUGCAUGGCCGACACCAGGCCCUACUCGAGCAGUAUACGCAGCAAAGCCAUGCACUCGAAGCGCUACGCGACGAACAAAAGGCCGAGCGCGCUUGCGCCCACGAUGAACUGGAGCAGUUAAACACACAGCUGACCGAGGCAGCCGCUGCACACAGCUGUGAAUUGGAGGAUCAACGCGAAACGCUCAAAUCAACAGCUCAAGCUCUCGCCAUUCAGGAAGGCGAAAAUGUACGUUGCUACGAUCAGCAGGGACAUCUGGGCGAAGCUAAGAGUGCCCUCUUGGAGGAGCUUGAAGAUCAAAAAGCCCUGAUUGCCGAGCAUGAGGACCGUCAACAGCAAGUUACCCAGAGGCAAGAACAGCUUGAAGCAGCCCUUCGUCUUGCUACCGAGGAGCGCCACGCGCUCGCCCACGAAGUGCAGGCCGCCCAUAAACUCGGUGCCAAGGCGCAGGAACAAGGCAGCCAGACACGGGCGGCGGUGCAUGCGGUUGCUGCACAAGCCGAGGCAAUCUUGCAAAGCCUGAGUCAUGCCUCGUCUGGUCCAGACACUUCAACCGCCCUUGACAUGCCCGAGCAUCCACAAAGCGUAGCUAGUCAAGAAUGGCAUCGGGCCGAGGCCCAGAGCACUCGCCUGUUGGAACAGCUAAACAGUGAGCGGCAGCAAAAGGCCGACUUGGAACAGACUCUUGCCGAAGUUGGACAGCGCCUGGCUGAGCUACGCGAGACGGCGGCUGAUGCCCUCAAGCUGGAGGCUGAGCGAACCCGUUGGCAAGUGGCCCAUGGCGAGCUUGAGCAUGAGCUCGCACAGACCGAGUCAAAACUACACAAGCAACGCGAGCAAGCGUUGAGCGAGCGCGCUCAACUCGAGUCUGCAACACGUCUGGUAGAACAGCAGCUGACAACACAAGGCGAUGCGCUGACUGCUUGUCAAAGCCGGCUCGCGGCACGAGACGAGGAGCUUCAAGAAGCCACUCGGAAACUUGAGGAGCUGGAGGUGGAGCUCAAAAGCCGACGCCAGCGCGAGGAUGUGCUAGAGGAGCAGGUCCAGAGCACGUCCCAUUGCCUACAAAUGCAAGUGCAAGAGCGCACACAGCAAGAGCAUGCGGCAACAGAUGCUGCACACGCACUCGAGACACUGGGCCAGGAUCGAGAUCGUUGGCACCGCAAGUAUCUGAAGCAAACGGAGGAGCUCAAGAUGGCACGGCAACAGGCAGCAGUGCUGCACCGCGAGUUGGCAGCUGCCCGGCGUGAUCUUCACCAGUGCAAGGAGCAAGCACUUCAAAAUCUGCAGCGGUGUCAGAAAGCCGAGGCGCAGAUACGACAGGAACAGGUUGCAGCCCGCAGUGCUCUGACCGAGACCAAUAGACUGCGCCGCCAGCUUGCCCGGCAUACGGGACGCCUGGGGUUGCUCAACCCAACAGCGGGAGGUGGUGAGAAGAGGGGUGACCAGAACGCGGGCGCCUCAACAAGUGACCCCGCGUGUGUCGUGUCCACCAAAGAGUAUGACUACUGCAGUCCCCCACCAACACCACCGCGCCCAGCACCCAGCUCGCACCCGCAAGGAGAGGUCCAGGCAGCAACAGAAGAAGUGACACCGGCAAAGGCUGUCGUCCCAAAGACGGCAGAGGCAAAGUCGGUGGGGGUGCUGGCAAGCAGUGGCAAGACUAAGCACAUGGCACGAGUCUCAUUUGAUGAAGGGCAGCUGGAAUCUGAGUCGGACGGUGACUCUGGUGACACGGUGCCCAAGCGCGCGGCGCUGACGGAGGUGCUGGCGCCCAAAGAAGUUACUUGCAUUGAUCCCCGUGACCGGCCGGCCGGGGCACCGCGGCCCGAAGAGUACUUUCCGACGCCCGAGGGUCAAGACUUUUCCUUCAAGGCAUUCUUCGACGCCAGUGUAGCAGCCGAUCAGGAGUGGCGUGAUCGUCAAGAAACAGGCCACGUCUUGCCGGAGGAAGAGGUGCUGGAAACGGGGCCACCCCCGGCCGGGCUGUCCCAAGAUGCAAGUUGA
Molecule: messenger RNA, 2244 nt
Organism: Monosiga brevicollis MX1
Lineage: Eukaryota; Choanoflagellata; Craspedida; Salpingoecidae
Exons: 15
Coding region: 1-2244 (747 amino acids)
Source: RefSeq, a predicted model, not a curated record